AGGUGUCUCACCUUCCCAGCGACGCUCUUAUUACCGAGAAAGACGCCGGUGUCCUCAGAGCGCGCCGGGCCAUCUUACAUAAGUGCGGCUCCUUAUCAAGGUCCGGUGCGUAAAAACACGGCGCGCUGGACACGCAAACGGUUCCCGUCAGAGAUCCUACAGAGAAGAAGAAAAAAAAACCUUGUGGAUAUCUAAGUGCUUGGAUUCUUUUUUUUCUUUUUUUCUUUCUUUUUUAAAAAAAAUCUCAGAGCCGUCUCUCUCUCUCUCUCUCUUGGUGGGUUUAUCGUACAUGCCAAAGCUGGGGACUGGAGGACAACAGGCUACAGCGCGAGGCUUCACAGUUUUCGCCACAAUAAUUGGUUAUCGGAUGGACCAGCAUCCCAGCGCCCGGAGCUGCACCAGUCGCGGGGCUUCGUCCUGCGAAGCCGUCCCGACUGAGCCCUCCAUGAAUCUGUACAUCCACUCCACCACCGGCACACGCUUCGAGCUCUCCCUGCCCCUGGAGGAGACCGUGGAGGGACUGAAGAGGAGGCUGUCGCAGAAACUCAAAGUACCCAAAGAGAGACUCGCUCUGCUGCACAAAGAAACGCGACUAAGUUCAGGCAAACUCCAGGAUCUAGGCAUCUCUGAUGGGAGCAAGUUAACACUUGUACCAACCGUAGAAGCAGGAUUAAUGUCUCAAGCAUCAAGACCAGAACAGUCAGUCAUGCAAGCCUUGGAGAGUUUAACAGAAACUCAGGUCAGUGACUUCCUGUCCGGCCGCUCCCCCCUCACCCUGGCACUGCGCGUCGGCGAUCACAUGAUGUUCGUCCAGCUCCAGCUGGCGGCGCAGCAGUCCGGCGGUCCCCAGCUUCAGCACAGACACGUCAUCACCCGGGGCAGCACGGAGACCGCAAUGGGACAACCCAGGGCAGCCCCGUGUGCCCCACCCUCACCCGCACUCCCACCACCACCCACAUCACCCGCACAGUCACCCCAGCUCCCACUUGUCCCAGCCUCACCUGGUCCCUUCCUCACCAUCUCCCCCGGGCUCCCCCGCCUUCCCCCUGCCCACGACACACCACCAGCCGCUCCCUCCCAUCCCCCCUACUCCUCCUCCUCAACCCCACUCCCCUCCACCAACAGCUCCAGCAGUGGCACCAGUCCCUCAACGCGCUCCCGUAAGCCUGGCGCCAUCAUUGAGAGUUUUGUCAACCACGCUCCCGGAGUCUUCUCAGGGACCUUUUCAGGCACUUUGCACCCCAACUGCCAGGACAGCACCGGGCGCCCCAGACGAGAUAUUGGUACCAUCCUGCAGAUCCUCAACGACCUCCUGAGCGCCACACGCCACUACCAGGGCAUGCCCCCGUCCCUCACACAGCUCCGCUACCAGACCCAGUGUGGCUCGCCCACCUCCCCGUCCCCGUCGCCGCCUCCCUCGCCCCCAGUUGCCGGCGUGACGGGCCUCUCUGCCAAAGCUACCUCUGUGCCCGCCAGCGUCCCUAGCAGCCCUCCGCCGACUCUUCAUCCACUGGUGCAGUGCCAGAGCCAGAUCCGCAUGUGCAAACCCCCUGGUGACCGUAUCCGUCAGACCGAGAACCGUGCAACCCGCUGCAAGGUGGAGCGCCUGCAGCUGUUGAUGCAGCAGAAGCGCCUGCGCAGAAAGGCCCGGCGGGACCAGCGUGCCCCUUAUCAGUGGCUGCCCAACCGGAAGGCGGGGCGCAGCAACAGCAACAGCAGCAUGUCCAGCGAGGGCUCCCUGGACCUGGACUUUGACGAUUCAGUGUGGAAGCCCGACGUCAAGGCCGACCUGAAGUCCGAGUUCGUCAUGGCCUAAACCCAUCCAAACCCUUUGCUGGGGGUUGAAGAGUUUCAAAGACGGGGGCAAAGCAUUUGCUCGGGAUUUACUUUAAGAGAUGUAUUUUGAGGGAGCGGAUCGACAGGAGGUGACGCAGUACUGUGCAAAGAGGAAAUCAAAGUCAGCCUCGCGACUGGCAUCUGUCACACGAGAGAGAGAGAGAGAAAAAAAAAGAGGCUCCCUGUAGACUUUAAUCCCAUUCUGUCAUUCACACUUGACCUUGUGGAAAAAAAACAAACAGCAACAAUAGCAACAGAACUUUCUCUUGAUGCUUGGAUUGAGACUGGACUUAUCAGUGUACAAGACUUUUCUACGGCGCGAUUACAGAGGCCGUACCCGAACUCGAGCAUAGCAGAAUCCAGCGGGUGGUGGGGCGUGGUGGUGGUAUUUACAGAUUUUUUUGUUUGUUUGUUUUUUUUGUGUUUUUUUUUUUUUUUUUUCAAAGCGCACUCUGGACAGCAAUGAAGAGAUCCACACUGGACUUUUUAACCGAACAGGAGCACCAGAGUGACCUCAGUGUUUCCUAAUCACAAGAAAGGCAGACCUGCCGAACUCUGGAUUAUUCCAACGGGCAUUCUUAUUGAUCUCAAAAAAAACAAAAAACAAAAACGCACCGACCAGAGUCUAGUUUUUAACCUGUUACGGGGUGGUUAAACUUUCUUUUUUUUUGUUUUGUUUCGUUUUCUUUUUUCUUUUUCAUUUUGAAACAUAUUAUAUUUUGUAAACAAAAAAAAUAUGUAGCAUUGUUCACAAAAGCAUUCAGGUUUUCAUAUAACAGUUCAAAGUAGUUGUUGAUUUGCACAUUUUCUUGAUUUAUAACAGCUGGUCAAUGUGUGCAAGUAAAAAAAAAAAAGAGGAGGUGGGGCCUGAUAUAGAAUUUUAAAAAGAAAAUGAUUAUGGAAGUAUUGAUAUCAACCUCAGUGACAUAGGGUAUCGAUAGGAACGAUUAAUGAAUACACAAAAAUGAAUUAAUAUUAACAGAAAGUGCUUUAGAGGAUUUUAAAAUCUUUAAAAUGUAUAUGGAAAAAGUAAAACAGAUAUAUUUUUUAUUUCUCUUCCUAUCUGCUGUUUUCAAAAGACAGCAGCCCUCUGUGGCUUCGGUCGAGUCUCUGGACUACCGACAAACAUCCGUUCAAUCAUUCAUCAGCUCGUUCGUGAAUUGUAGUCGUCUAGCCGCAAAACAAAUGAUACGGAGAGAUCAGUUCCAUCCGGACCACCGUCAAGUCUUACAGACCCCGAAUGGACUCGUUCGUGGGGGUUUGUAUUAGUUGUGUACAUAAAUGUGACAAUUGGCAAGAGGUUUAUGAGGGUGUUUGUCCGUUUGACUUUAAGUUUAAAUUAAUUUUUCUGUCUGAGUUCUCCCAAAUAAUCCUUCACUUUUCUCAAAAUCCAGAUGAUCAGUCGCACUGAAAGUAUGGGUCCCUACUUUAUAUCACAGACAGGAUUAAAAAAAAAACAAAACUCCACAGUUUUAGGCCCAUCUGAUGUGUACCUUUCUACCACAAGUCCUCAUAGUAACGACUCUAUUUUUUUAUUGGCAAAGAGGGAGAAGAGGUGGGAUCCGUAUCCAGCAUCAUUAUCUAUCUAGUGCCUCCACCGGUGCAUCCAUUGACAUAUCAGGUUAGGCCUUUCACAGUUCCGCUGCUACACACGGGGGGACUAGAGAUGAACAUGAAAAAAAACAUAAAUGAAUGAAAAAGAAGCGAGAAGGGAGGGGAAAAGUGACUUUUCUUUGCAUGCAGAAGUGUGACUCGACACUGAUCUCUUUUUCUAUCAAUGGAAGAAUAAAAAAUACAAAAAAACAAAAGAAACUGGUGCUGGGGGGGGGGAAUGAAGGUUAACAACAUGCAUGAAUUUGUGAAGAAAAUAAACAAUGCUGCUUUUUGUUGGUAACAUUUUGUUUUGUUUUUGUUUUGUUUUUUCGUUGUCAUUUGUUUAACUUUCCGAUGUUCGAACAACGGUGUCCUGCUAAAAAAAAAACAAAAAAAAACAAAAAAAAAAAAGUAUUACGACGCAAAAAAACCAAAACGGAUGAAGUUACGUGUGGACUCUUGACGUGUCUUGCUCAGCACUGAACAUUCCUGUUGUGUGACAAUGAAGAUGAUGAGCAAGAAGAGCAACGGACUCUCUCUACUACCCGAACGCUGUUUUUUUUUUUGUUGUUGUUGUUGUUGUUACCCCCCGUGACUCUCAAGGACCCAGACAGCCUAAGAAACUGUUCAGCCACCUCCCCCUCCCUCUUUUUCCUCCCAAGGCCCCGAACGCCGACCGAUGUGGGGGGGCUCGCGUGGACGUACUCUCGCAGGGAACCAACAGACCAGCGGAUUUACAGUACUGUCCGUCAGAAAACCUCCUCUAGAGAAGCGUCCGGUCCGCCUCUUUAUCCGUCUGUCCGUCUGACCGAUCGACCACCCUACUACCACAAUUGCACUCCCAGAGAUUGCAGUGAGAGAUUACCUUUUUUUGGUGAACCUCAUCUUUUUUUUAAGUGGCCUUACCUUUCACUAAAAAAAAUGAGACACUUGGGGACAAUGGGGGCGGGAAUGUUUUCUUCAUUUCGUUUUUUUUUUUUUUUUUCUCUCUCUCUUUUGGUUUCUGUGUGCAUUGUUGUCGGAACUUGUUGUCAUCAAGGCACCAUUUUCUUUUAUCGCUGAGGACACUGGGCAUCUGUCGUUUAGUGCUUUUAGCUGGUGGAGUCUCUAUUAUGUCAAAGGCUUCUGUGCCUUAAAAAUGUUGCCCUUGCUGUGUCAGUGUCAGACUUAAAGCUUGUUUUUCAUUGGUCGGUACAACAGGAGCGUAGUAAAUCCGCAGCCAUCAGAGUGGUAGAUUUUUUUUUUUUUUUUUUUUUAGGGGUAAAGCUUGUUUGAGUGAAUGGAAUGCAAUUCGAAAAAAAAAAGUUGGUGUUGUUCCUCAAAUACUGUCUUUGUCCCACUUUCUCCAUUGUGUUGCCAUGCUUGUUGGUCACUGUUGUCCGAAAAAACAAAAAAACACAAAAAAAAAAACCCUCACGUCCCUCUCAGCUCAGUCCUCCCUCCAAAAAGCUGCAAAAAGCUACAAAUCUGUGUGACUUCUGUUACUCGAGGCGUUUACACCACAGUACUUAAGGAGGCACGAAACAGCCCCGAUUCAGAAUAAGAAUAAGAAAAAGGUCCUCUGAGGACUCCAGACUACAUGCACUUCCUGUUUUCUUGGAUACGACAUUAUUAAAAAAAGGACAAUUUAUCCCCUGCCCCUCCUAAAUUUUUAAUUUAAUUUCUUUUUGUAUAUGUAUGAACUAUACUCUGUGUGUGCCUCACUUCUGUGUUGAACUCGAAAAAGAUGAAACAAAAACAAAAAAGAUGACAAAAGCAUUACAGAGAGGAUUAAAAAACGGUAUAUCGGUGGAAUUCUGAUCACGUCAUUUAAGUUGCCUGUUUUUUCUUGUAGCCAACUAUUGAAAAUAACAGGAUUCAAGAAUACAAUUUACAAUGUUCUAGCUCUAGACCGGUGUAGCACAUGUGUGACUGUAUUAAUUUAUGAAACCAAAAUGGUAACUGUGAAUUAUGUAUUUCUUUGUGCAUUUUUUUUUCUUUUUUUUUAAAGCAGGGGAGAAAGGUUGUCGGGACACGGCAGCAGCUGAUGCCCGUGUCCGAAAAAAACUGUUUUUGUUUUUUGGUGGAAUAUAAUGGAAACAAUGGAAAAAAAAGUGUUUCCGAAAAACGAAAAAAAAGACAAAAAAAUGAAAAAAAAAAUUGAAAAAAAGAUGAAAAAAAUAUAUAAAUAUAUUUUUUUUCUUAAGCAAUACAUUUCAGUGUGACUUGUGAUAGAACAUUUUCUUUUUUUAGGUAAUAAAUAAAUAAAAAACAAAAUGAGUACGUCA
This is a messenger RNA of Acanthopagrus latus (yellowfin seabream), 5696 nucleotides long. RefSeq names its product midnolin (gene midn). Gene Ontology annotation, cellular component: nucleus. Gene Ontology annotation, molecular function: protein binding. NCBI's taxonomy places the organism in Eukaryota, Metazoa, Chordata, Actinopteri, Spariformes, Sparidae. The record is from RefSeq and is a predicted model, not a curated record.